Acaulospora colombiana is the source of this 1441-nucleotide messenger RNA. NCBI's taxonomy places the organism in Eukaryota, Fungi, Glomeromycota, Glomeromycetes, Diversisporales, Acaulosporaceae. The record is from the annotation of a GenBank genome assembly.
AUGCCGUCGGUAACUGGCAAGGAAAGGGAUGCUACACGUGAGUACAACCACCUUCACAGGUCACAUUGCUCGCAAGUUAUUGAUACCAAUCUUAUCAGCGACUCUAUGGACGCUCGGACUCUUGUCAAUCAAUUCAAUGUCGAUGGAACAACGACUAUCGAAAAAUGCACGGCGAUUUGCUUCGAGAAAUCAUUCCAGUAUGCUGGAGUCGAGUAUGGUGGAGAUGCAGACUGCUCGAAUUCGAUCGCUGGUACUGGCAAGUCUGUAACCGACGGCUGCACCAUGCCAUGCAGUGGAGAUUCGACUCAGAUUUGCGGCGGAGGUAACAGGAUCAACAUCUACGAAUAUUCCGGGAACAACAUGACACCUAGCGCUUCUGCCCCUCAAAAUGUUGGAGAUUGGGCCUCUCAGGGCUGCCAGAUGACCAUCAACAAGUGUGUUAACAAGUGCUUCGAAGGUGGAUACAAGUAUGCCGGUCUGGAAUACGCCAAUGUGGACACACCUAUCAGUCUGAUGGUUUCGGCAGACUGCUCGAAUACAGUGGGCGGAUCUCUAGCACAAGAUGGGUGCACCACGCCUUGCGAGGGAGAUUCUUCCCAGCUAUGCGGAGGCGGAAACAGGCUCACCGUCUACCAAUACAUGAACAACGACCUUCCAACAGCUGCCACGCUCUUGGAAUCUUACGGCGAAUGGCAGGACCAAUCUGGAGCAAGAGCGCUCCCGACCACGAUAGGACUCGCCCAGAUGACGGUCGAAAAAUGCAUCGACGCGUGCAAGGCUGAUGGAUUCACGGUCGCUGGGUUAGAAUACGCAUCGUGGACUGUGGAUGUAGCUCACGAGUACGCAGAUUGCGGAAAUGCUCUCCCUAGCCAGGCGGCUACCGAAGGUUGCGCUAUGGCCUGUCGAGGCAAUAGGAACGAGAUCUGCGGUGGCUCUACUCAAACAGCGUGGAGUAUCUGGUCGCGUAAAGUUACUGGCCGCGUUUAUCCAGCCCCUAGUCCCGGAGACGUCUAUACCUAUCAAGGGUGCUACGGGGAUAGUGGAAAUUAUAUCCUUCCUCUGACUGACGAUAACUCGGUGCACCACAUGACCCUGGACAAAUGUACCACUGCCUGUCGAGCUCGUGGUUUGCCAGUGGCACUUCUUGGUCAGGAAAACUACGGCCUGAAUGGUGUGGUUGACGUCAGAACGGCUUGCGCAUGUGGCGACAAGAUGCCAUUCGCCGCAAAGAAGAGUGAUGAGAGCAAAUGCACCAAGGUUCGUGUCUAUUUAUUCCCCCCUGUUGGCUGGUUAUGGAUAGCUCAUGCUGUGUCUUCUGAUUUAGCGUUGCGAAGAUGGUCAACCUUGUGGGGCGUACCGUUAUUUAGAUACAUUCUCAUACAAGUACCAACAAGUCUUGAUAACUGGCGGGAAAUACUGCCGCUGAGUCUUAAGCUCAAAA